This is a messenger RNA of Drosophila innubila, 2299 nucleotides long. RefSeq names its product proline-, glutamic acid- and leucine-rich protein 1. The record is from RefSeq and is a predicted model, not a curated record. The transcript has 8 exons. Lineage: Eukaryota; Metazoa; Arthropoda; Insecta; Diptera; Drosophilidae. Gene Ontology annotation, cellular component: nucleus. Bases 56 to 2275 code for a protein of 739 amino acids. Gene Ontology annotation, biological process: rRNA processing.
CUGUUCACUUAACCCAACACUAAUUCGCACAUGUUUGAAAUCAUUGUUUUGUAAAAUGUUGAGAAAUGGAAAUAUGCUGUACGCUCUUGCACAGACAAAUAGAGAAACCCGCAAUGUUUACCUCAAUGUCGUCGAUCACAGUGUUCAAGACACUGACGUGACGACGCAGGCACAAUCUAUAAAUUCUCUACUUUCUGAAGCAAAAACGCGGGCAAUUGGAUUACGUUUUCUCAUCGAAUAUCUAAAUCGCAGUACACAGAAUGUUAUUCAAGAUAAAGCCAGUCAUUGGUUAUCCAUCGUACUAAGAGCUUGCAAUCUUAAGGAAAUCCGCUCAUAUGGUGAACUUAUUUAUGAAACAUUGGCCCUGCUUGUAGCGAAAAUUCAAACUAUACCUGAUAUAUCAAAAUGGUUUGGAGCUACGUAUCUCUUAAAGUUUUACGAGAGCUUAAGUCUUAUGGAACAACGGACAAGCUUAUGCUGCACGAUUUCUGUAUUAAAGUCAAUAAAACAAUGCUUGAAAUACUAUCCUGGACCUAGUAAAUCUGGAAAAAAUCUGGUAAUGCGAUACCUAGUUACCGUCUUGGACAGUAAUGAUCAAGAUGUAGUCUAUCAAAGCGGAUGUUGUUGGUUGUUGCUGCAACAGGUUCGAAACAAUUCUAACAACACUGGCAGCUUUAACGAUAAGACACAAUGGCAGCAUUACCAAAUAGGUAUACUGGGCAAUCUAAACACUCUUUUAAAUGAGGCGUUUCCCAAUUAUGAAAAUGUUUGUAAUACAAUUGUUGUAAGCCACAAGUUGGAACCGUUUGAACUGAUACUAAAAGGAGAUCCUAUUGAAAGGGCAGCACAGGCUUCCAGACGCUUUUGCAAUAUUAUUGAGUUUCUCAAGAUUGCGUUAAGCUUUCCGUAUUCUUCACAUAAAUUAAUACAUCCAACAAAAAUUUUGGGUCUUGUUCAACGUGGAUUAGGAAUGAAUUUUACAAAUUGUGAAACCAGUCCGAGUAUUGAUACUAUGUUUCUUGGGCACUUUUUACCCCAGAUGCAUACUAAAUUAUUAGAAUUAUUGGAAGUCCUUAUUGAUAUCUGCCACACUCACCUCAGGAUGCAUUUCCCAUUGAUAACGGACCUUCUAUUAGCGACCCUUAAAAACACGAAGUGCUUAUCGAUUGGUGGAACUCCAUUGCAUUUUAUUAAUUUGCGAUGUAAGGUGUAUGAAGUAACAAGAUUGUGGCUGACUACUUUUGUCGAAGGAAGCGGAUAUGAUUUAAUUUUAGAGCACCUUAUUAAAAAUAUAUUCGAAGAUAUACAGAUAUGCCAAACGGAUAUAUGUUUGGUGUCGGCGCCUCUAUCUAAAAAGUCACCUGGAAACAAAAAUAAAGAGGCCUAUUUAACAAAGUCUGAAAAAUCGUUUCCAAGGAAGACGAUUAUUAAUAAAAGCGCAGAAUUAGUUUGUGGGCAAGCUUUGCGUUGCUUGCAAGCGGUUCUUCUUUCAGUUGGACACUUAUUAAAGCCGUCUUUUCUUAAGGAUAUAUUCAACACUAUAUUGGAAAUCGGAGUUCAAAUUUAUGAGAAACGAAUAAUAAUGCAAUAUCCUUAUAAUGACUGGCACAAUCGUCUGGAAGUGUACGAAACCUUAUUCGCAUUUAUUAGCCUGCGAAAUCUCAGCUAUCCUCCACCCACAGAAAUAAUUAUUCAUAUGUUAAUCGAAGCGUACAGUAAAGAUCCACGCUUCGAAGUACGCAGUAGAUGCAAAAUUAUGAUCGACUCAAUUGAAAAAAUACUACAUCCUCAAAAAGAAAGCUUAAUUUUUAAGUUGCAUGUUGAAAACUUAAUAAGCGCAACUAAAAGUGUUGAACCACAAAAAAACGUUAUCUAUAAAAAUCCAAUUGAGGCUUUACAAAAAAAGGAAAAUUUAAACAGUUUUCAAUCAGAUACAAUUGAUCAUACUACAGUGCAAAUUUCCAAAUCGGCAAAUGGAGAAACAAGUGAGUUUAUUCCUCUCGGAAUAUUAAAAAAAACGCAAAUAUCGUCAACUGCUAUGUCAAUUGAAAAUCAAGUGUGUAUUGAUAAGCCUGCAGUUAGUGACAUAAUGGUUACUUUUGAUGGUAAUGAUAAAAAAAUGACUCCAGAUAUUGAAAUGCCUUUAAGACUAAACACAGAAAACUUACAGCAAAAUAACGAAAACAACUCGAUUGCUUCUAUACAAGAAAAUAAGUUUGAUGAUGAUAAGUAUAUUGCUGAACUGGAGGCAGCAUUUGUUGAUGAACUUAAAUAGUUACUAAAUUUUAAUUCAAACUCA